UGGCUUACCCUAGCCCGUCGGGGAGAGGGUGCUGGAAGCUUGCGCAGGCGCACAAAAGAGCAACCGGGCCGUUGGUUGCCCGGAGAGAUGACCCCAACGGUUAGUCCCACCGAGGGCGUGUUGCCAUGGAGACCGCAGACUGUGGGGCUGUGGAACCGCUGGGCCUGUCUCCGUUUGGCAGGACCAGAAUGUUGCUUUCCGGACUCAAGAUGUGAAAAGGAUCCACGCCCCCGGAGGACAAGCGGGCGAGUAGGUUCUGCCUGAGCCGGCGCCCCCUCCAGGCCCGGCAGAAGCGAAGGACGCCGCGGCCCGGGGUUUGGGAAAGAGCCUUGGAUGGGGCGGACUGUGGCGUCAGGACACCAGAGCGCCCGUCCCACUUCGGUCUCUCCCUGGCUGUGGGACCUCAGUCAAGACACUGGGCUUCUCGGGGCUUCAUUUUCCUCCUCUAUGCCCCAGGUUUCUUCCAGCUUUGACGUUCUUUGAGGGGGAGGCACAGCAUCUCACUUAGGGUCAAGGAAGACCUAGGAGCUUCCCUUGAAGCGGGACAUCAAUUCAUCCCGACCAUGAACACUUAGGAAGUACUCGCUGGCCACGGACCGUGAGUUUAGGAGGUGCCACCUGAAUUGUACGUUGAUGGAUCCUUUGACUUCCACUAGGUGGAAGCAAGAAAAAUAUUACAUUCUGGACACUGUGUAUGAGAGAACUGCAGGAUUCAACAGGCUGGCAGGCAGAACCAUGGUCUCUGCAUUUGAGUUGGCUGCCAGGAACGUGGUCCGAGAGUUGAGCAAGAAUGGGGAGCUGAUCCCUGUGGACAGCCUCAAGAGCUCCACCCACUUCAGUCCCUACUACCUGGUCCGGAAGAAGACCAAGAGUUCCUUGUUUUGGAGGUCGCGGUAUAUUUGGCUCAAUUUAACUCUCAAGGACAUUCUGGAUCCGAGCUCUCCAGAACCAGAAGUGAUCCAGAAGGGACCAUUCCACUUUAAUGAUGAGGUGGAUGGGCAUGUGUCUGGCAGCAUGGAGGUGUCCACUUCUGUGCAGGGGAAGAUUUCAGGACAGACCUCGGUGUCAACUAGAACCAUCCUUGAGGUCAAGACUCUCACCGUGUCCCCUAACACCUGGGACCACUUACAAAAGGAAAGGAAAUUGAAGACACCAGAGCCCUCUGUCUUCCAGGAGCUUCGGGCACAAGGAGAGAACCUGUAUGUUGUGACAGAAGCCGUGAAGACCCAAAAAGAGGCCAUUCUGAAGAGGUCCAGAAAUAGGGCAGGCUUUGGGAAGAUCACCAUUCCUGGGGCCACAUGUUUCCAGGGUGAGGGUGAGGGUCAUUUAAACACAGUGAAGACAGUGACUGUCCCUGAGGGCAGCAUACUUGCCUUCCAAGUUGCCAAGUUGAUUUUCCGGGACCACCUGAGUAAGCCGGAUCAGAAGGACUGGGGUGUUCUUCUACUUCCAGACAAGAAACAUAAAACCUUCAUAUCCAAAGGAGCAUCUGGAAUCCACUUUUCAUCAGGCAAAUCAAGCACAUUUAGCGGCUCUGGCUACAAGUUGUCAUAUGAAGGCAAGAUGUCUGGAUAUUCUCAAGGAGAUUUAAGCCCAGAUUUCUGCAAACCAAAGACAGACAACCCAGUCACAGACUUUGAACAACUGCAAACUGAAGUGAAUGAUGAACAAAACUCACUGACCACGCUGGGCCCGAAGUUAAAGAAGUUUCUGCUUCAGGCUCUCCUGGGGCUCCUGCAGAGUGAGCAGGGCCUGCUGGACUUAGAAGACAUGCUAGAGCAGAGUUUGUACACCAAGGUAGCCCCACAGAAGGUGGAAGGCCUGACAGGUGACAUCCUAAGUAACUUGCAAGAGAAGAAUGGACAACUUGCAAAGGAACCAACAGGGGCAUUCCUCUAUCUCCUUGGAGCUCUGAAUGCCCUGAGUGACAUCCAACAUCAGCUCCUGAUCCAGUUGCUGGAGAAGAAGGGAAAGAUCCUCUCCCAGGAGGUAGAAUUGGUGAAGGGAAUUCUAAAGGAGAACUUCAAUCAGACCAAGGAGAGGACUUUCUCCCUUCCUUCAGAGCUGCUGUCCUUUGUCCAAGACCAGGAUAAGGAGCUGACUCUCACAUAUGGCCUGUUGGGAGAGUGUGGACUAUGGCUCUCAGGAGAUGCACUCCAAUUUACCUGGAACCCCAGUGUUCGCCACUCACUUUGUGCACUGUAUGGAAGUCUGGUGAUGCUGCAAGCUCUCCUUAAGGCCUGAUGACCUAGCCCCCUUUUCCCCAACCCAUUUGGUACCCCCUCCCCCUAUGUCAUCCCCAGGCCCAGUAGAUUAGGGGACAGCCAUAUUUCACAUCACAGGAUCAUGACAUUUGAGCAUUGGAUCUUCCUCUGACCAACCAGUCCAUCCACAUCCAAAACGCAUCCACAUUGUAAUGUACUGGAUAAGUGAUCACCCAGGCUCUACUUAAAGACUCCAUUGCAGGGCAAUCUACCACCUCUCAAGGCAACUCAUUCCCCUUUUUGACAGCCUUUGUUAUUAGGAAGUUUUUUCUAUCAUCGAGCCUUAAUUUACCUGUUUGCAACCUCUGUCCACUGCUCCUAGUUCUGCCCUCUGUAGUCAACAGAACAAAUUCAAUUCCUUCUUUGCAGCCCUUUAAAUACUUGCACAGCCUUGUGUCUUUUCAUAUCCAGUUUCUUCAACUGGUCCUCAAGUGACAUGGACUCGAGCCUUUACCCUUGUGGUUGUUCUCCUCUGGACAUUGUCCAGUUUAUCAGUGCUCUUAAACUGUGGUGCUCAGAGCAGAUGAAAUGUAACUAAGGCAGAGGUGAAACUAUUACCUCCGUCUUCCUGGAAUCCAUACCUCUCUUAAUACAGCCCAAGAUGGCCUUAGCUUUUGAGUUGUCACAUCACAUUACUGACUCAUUGAGCUUGCAGUCAGUUAAACCUUCCAGAUCAGUUUUUAGACACUAUUGUAUAACCAUGUCUUGAUAUCUCAUGGAGUCAACUUCCAUUUGGUCAACUCUAAUAUUUAAAUUCUUUUCUCCAGUAUGGUUUUAUGCCUCUUUUUUCUAAGCUAAUAAUUCUCUUUUUGUAUCUUUCUUUCCGUUGCUCUUGAUUCUUUUCCCAUUUUUUUCCCUCUACUGCUCUCAUUUGGUUUCUGGGCGGUUUUUGUUUGUUUCUUUUUGAGGGGCAAUGAGGGUUAAGUGACUUGUCCAGGGUCACACAGCUAGUAAGUGUCAAGUGCCUGAGUCCAGAUUUGAACUCGGGUCCUCCU
This is a messenger RNA of Dromiciops gliroides (monito del monte), 3259 nucleotides long. RefSeq names its product gasdermin D (gene GSDMD). The record is from RefSeq and is a predicted model, not a curated record. Gene Ontology annotation, molecular function: phosphatidylinositol-4,5-bisphosphate binding; phosphatidylserine binding; phosphatidylinositol-4-phosphate binding. The transcript has 13 exons. NCBI's taxonomy places the organism in Eukaryota, Metazoa, Chordata, Mammalia, Microbiotheria, Microbiotheriidae. Gene Ontology annotation, biological process: defense response to bacterium; pyroptotic inflammatory response. The coding region runs from base 634 to 2244 and encodes 536 amino acids.